This is a messenger RNA of Dichomitus squalens LYAD-421 SS1, 321 nucleotides long. RefSeq lists its product as uncharacterized. Lineage: Eukaryota; Fungi; Basidiomycota; Agaricomycetes; Polyporales; Polyporaceae. Gene Ontology annotation, cellular component: nucleus. The record is from RefSeq and is a predicted model, not a curated record. The transcript is spliced from 2 exons. Gene Ontology annotation, biological process: regulation of transcription by RNA polymerase II. The annotation marks the transcript as partial. Gene Ontology annotation, molecular function: RNA polymerase II cis-regulatory region sequence-specific DNA binding; DNA-binding transcription factor activity, RNA polymerase II-specific.
AAGAAGUCGAAGAUGCACCAAUGUACAGUAUGCUUUAAGUUAUUCCCUAGACCGAGCGGCCUGGCGACGCACAUGAACUCGCACUCUGGGGCGAAACCGUUCAAAUGCCCGAUACCCACUUGCACAAAGUCGUUCGCUGUCCGCUCGAACGCGAAGCGGCACCUGCGCACCCACGGCAUCUUCCCGACCUCAGACCACACCAACACCUCUCCCUCGCAGUUCACCGUCGGGUUCGACACCCCGCUCGUGUCCGAGGUGCACGAGGCGGGCAGGCUGCCCUCGAAGCUGCGCUGGGUGCCGCCCUCGCUCUCGACGCGCACG